Messenger RNA from Mesocricetus auratus (golden hamster), 1473 nucleotides. It is a transcript of the gene Akr1e2, whose product is annotated as aldo-keto reductase family 1 member E2. Gene Ontology annotation, molecular function: aldose reductase (NADPH) activity. Gene Ontology annotation, cellular component: cytosol. Lineage: Eukaryota; Metazoa; Chordata; Mammalia; Rodentia; Cricetidae. The coding region runs from base 96 to 1166 and encodes 356 amino acids. The record is from RefSeq and is a predicted model, not a curated record. The transcript is spliced from 11 exons.
GCUACCUGGACUUUCUACGUAGUUGGGAGCUCGCUACGGCUGCCUGGGCCCCUCCGGUGCUGCUUGGAGGCUGAGCCAGUGGGUCAAGGGGAGCCAUGGAAAAUAUCCCUACAGUGGGCUUGGGCACGUGGAAGGCCGUUCCAGGAGAAGUAGCUGAUGCUGUGAAGGUGGCUAUCAACUUGGGGUACCGACACUUUGACUGUGCUUACUUAUACGGCAAUGAGGCUGAAGUUGGAAUGGGAAUCAACUCCAAGAUCAAGGAGGGUGUGGUGAAAAGAGAGGAUCUGUUUGUUGUCAGUAAGCUGUGGUGUACCUACCACAAGAAGUCGUUAGUGAAAACGGCAUGCACCAAUACCCUGAAGGCCUUAAACAUGGAUUACCUGGACCUCUACCUCAUACACUGGCCCAUGGGUUUCCAGCCUGGAAAAAAAGAUGUACCUUUGGAUGGCUUUGGAAUGGUCAUACCCAGUAACACCAGCUUUCUGGACACAUGGGAGGCCAUGGAGGACCUGGUGACUGAGGGACUGGUGAAGAACCUUGGGGUGUCAAACUUUAACCAUGAACAGCUUGAGAAACUUCUAAAUAAGCCUGGUUUGAGAUUCAGGCCAAUCACUAACCAGAUUGAAUGCCACCCAUAUCUUAACCAGAAGAAUCUGAUUGAUUUUUGCCAUAAAAGAAAUGUGUCUGUGACAGCUUACCGUCCUCUUGGAGGUUCAAGCAAUGGGGUUGACUUGUUGGAUGACAGUGUCGUUCGGAAGAUUGCAAAGAAGCAUGGGAAGUCUUCUGCUCAGCCAAACCAUAUACCCUGCCUUCUCAACUGUCAGCACUCAGGAUGCCCUCCAGUACCGCGUCCUCUGCCCCACCAAUGGCACAGACAACCAGUGAGAGAGAGAGCAGUCAUUAAAGUCAGCCUUAUCCAAUUGUUUUGUUUCUAUGUGAAACUUUCUUUCCUACAGAUUUUGAUCCGAUUUCAGAUCCAAAGGAAUGUGAUAGUGAUCCCGAAAUCUGUCACCCCAAGUCGAAUUAGGGAGAAUUUCCAGGUAUUUGAUUUUGAAUUAACAAAAAAAGAUAUGGAGGAACUCCUCAGCCUAGACAAGAACCUCCGGUUGGCCACAUUCCCCUCAACUGAAAACCACAAGGACUAUCCUUUCCACAUAGAGUACUGACGACGGCUUCACUCACCCUCCUGUGUUCUCAGGACACCAAGAUUGACAGCAUGGUUCCACCUCUACUAAGGAAUGACAACAGAGUUGGAAGCAAGGAAAACCCUGCCUAGAGCAGAGGACCAGUUCUUGAAGAAACAUAAAUACCUAGGGAUGGGAAAGUGAAGUGACAUGAGGGCCAUGACUUGAAUGAGUUGUUAGGCUGUUGCUGACCAGUGUAAUUUAUGUGGAUUAGUCCUUGUGGCUUCUAUUCUCUGAAAUGAGAUACUUAGGGCUCAUGAAUUAAAACUACCUUCAGCCUUGAAGAAAA